Meriones unguiculatus (Mongolian gerbil) is the source of this 3436-nucleotide messenger RNA. Its product is annotated as acyl-coenzyme A thioesterase 9, mitochondrial. Gene Ontology annotation, cellular component: mitochondrion. The transcript is spliced from 15 exons. Gene Ontology annotation, biological process: acyl-CoA metabolic process. The record is from RefSeq and is a predicted model, not a curated record. Gene Ontology annotation, molecular function: fatty acyl-CoA hydrolase activity. Bases 197 to 1516 code for a protein of 439 amino acids. Lineage: Eukaryota; Metazoa; Chordata; Mammalia; Rodentia; Muridae.
GCCCUGCCCUUCCUAUAGUGUGGUUCUGUUCCUUCCUGGUGAUCUUGUGGCGUAGGCGCCUAGCUGGGGAGCAAGAGUCCGUCCUGCGGUGUUUGGACUUGGGCUCUUAUGCUCUUCGGUCGCCUGUCUCCCUCCGCCCGGGAGUGUGAGGAGCUGUUAGUGCCGUAGUUGUCCACUCGUGGCUAGGCUGAGUACCAUGAAGCGGGCAGCGAUGCGGCUUUGUUUCUUGAACAAGGGGCUUCUUACUCAUCGCAGAGGACUGGCUCGAGGAUCCCUGUACAAAGUACAAGAACCGUUAGACAUACGUGAAGUUCGGAAUAAGCUGCGGGAGAUAGUAGGUGUAUCCACAAACUGGAGAGACCACGUAAAAGCAAUGGAGGAAAGGAAGUUACUUGAUAAUUUUUUGGCUAAAUCGCAGAAAGACCUCCCACCGAGGAAAAUGAAGGACAGUUACAUUGAAGUUCUCCUACCAUUAGGUAGUGAUCCUUCACUACGAGAGAAAUAUUUGACUGUUCAAAACACAGUAAGAUUCGGCAGGAUUCUUGAGGAUCUUGACAGCUUAGGAGUUCUUAUUUGCUACAUGCACACCAAAGAUCAAUCUGUCAAGAUGUCUCCUUUAUCAAUAGUUACAGCCCUGGUGGACAAGAUUGAUAUGUGUAAACAGAGCUUAAGCCCUGAACAGGACAUUAAAUUCACUGGCCAUGUUAGCUGGGUUGGAAAGACAUCCAUGGAAGUGAAGAUGAAAAUGUUCCAGGUGCACAUUGAUAAUGAAUUCUGGCCUGUUUUGGAUGCAACAUUUGUAAUGGUGGCUCGAGAUUCUGAAAAUAAAGGGCCGGCAUUUGUAAAUCCGCUCAUUCCUGAAAAUGAAGAAGAAGAAGAGCUCUUUAGACAAGGAGAAUUGAACAAAAGCCGGAGGAUUGCCUGGAGCUCCGCCUCAUUACUGAAAGUGGCUCCCAGUCCUGAGGAGAGGAAUACCAUACAUGAACUGUUUCUUAGCACACUGGAUCCAAAGACGAUAAGUUUUCAGAGUCGAGUUUUGCCUGCUAAGUCAGUGUGGAUGGAGGAUACAAAACUCAAGAGCUUGGAUAUAUGUCACCCUCAGGAGCGGAACAUUUUCAAUCGGAUCUUUGGUGGUUUUCUUAUGAGAAAAGCAUAUGAACUUGGAUGGACCACUGCUUGUAGCUUUGGUGGUUCCCGGCCAUUUGUGGUAACAGUAGAUGAUAUCAUGUUUCAGAAACCCGUUGAAGUUGGAUCAUUGCUCUUUCUUUCUUCACAGGUCUGCUUCACUCAGAACAAUUAUAUUCAAGUCAGAGUACAUAGUGAAGUAGCCUCUCUUCAGACUAAUGAGCACAUGACCACCAAUAUCUUUCAUUUUACAUUCAUGUCGGAAAAAGAAGUACCCUCGGUUUUCCCCAAAACAUACGGAGAGUCCAUGUUAUAUUUAGAUGGACAGCGCCAUUUCAAGUCUAUGAGUGUCCCACUGAUCUUGAAAAAGGACUACCCUGUGGAGCCCUAGGAAGAUCUCACUUGUUGCAAACCAGCACUCCCUGCAUGGUGGCAUUGUGCCUAAUAAAGGCAUGCUGGAAAGUAUUGAUGUUUGCAUUGCUUUUCACCCUCCAUAGACGAGACUAUAUUUAGCUUUUAGAAGGAUCACAAAAGCAGAGUGAGGGGCUGAAUGGAGCUGAGAGUCGGAAAAAAAUGAUUAAACAGCAAAAAUUUUUAUAAUGAUGUGAAUUGUGACCCUACCAUGUUGCUUCUGACCCUUGUCUGCUAAAACUUUUAGCCAAACGUCUUUUUAUACAGUUGAGCGUGUUCUUUGGAGUGAUAUUCUUUUUAAACCUGACUGACAUCCUUAUGAUGUCUAAAAUGCUAACAAUUCUAUAUGAUUGGUUUCUUUGUUUGUUUGUUUUGCUUCUCUUCCCAAGGUGUUAAUGUUGAUGGAGGGUAGAUAGAUGGAAGGGAGAUAAAGGAAUUCAUGAAAGUCUGUCUGUGGUAUCUGUAAAGAUUUAUGGGAAAGUUUAAAUCUGAAAAUAUCGUGAAGUGUUCAGGGAUGAGCUUGAUGAGAAAACUCAGAACCAUUUGUUGCUUCUUGCAUUUACUAGAUAUACUAUGCUUUGAGCUGGGCAGGAUAUAUCUUGGUGGAAAAAACAGUAACUUCUCAUGCUUCUGAAGCAUUUACAUGUAGGCAGGCAUUUGGCCUGUAUGAGAUCAUAUUUCUUCCAGGAAUCAGAGAGGCGGGAUAUGUAACUCCCCAUAGGGUCAGCCACUCAGGAAAUUGAAGCAUAUGGAGGUUAAGUGCCUUGGUCAAGGUCCAGCAGUUCAGAAGUGGACUGCUGGCACUUUGAGUACAGGGUAUUCUUGAGAAGUAUUGCAUGCUACAUUCAAGAAAUGUAGCAGGAGGUUUUACACCCACUGGGAUCUCCAAGGGAAGCAUUCCCUUUCUUUUUUGCUUUCCUUGCCCCUACCCACCACCCCCUGUUCUUCCUUCUCCUCACCUCUUAUUAUUUUCUUCUUCUCCUCACCAAAUUUCUUUUUUCUUUUUUCCUUUUUGGUGUUAUAGGUUAAACCCAGAAACUUGCAUGUGUUCUACCACAGUGUUACACUCUAGCCACCAGUGCCACGAAUUUGCACUCAAGAAAGUUUAUUACAUGAUGGGAGGGGAAUCUGAUCCAAUUUAGAAAAGCAGGGAGCAAAUUAGAAGCUACAAUAGAAGAUGAAAGAAAUUUCUGGCAGUGCCCUUCAGUAAGGCUUCUAGAUUAAUAAAAUCAAACACAGCUCAGCCUUGGAAUGAGCUGGGAUUCUUUAAAACUCAUUCAUAUAAUAUUCAUUAAAAUCAUAGUCACUAUAAAAUAUCUGGCAUGAAUAGUCAUGGGGACAAACAGCUUACUCUGAAGUAUGCAGUUUAAUUGAAUGGGAUCAAGUCUUAUUACUACGUGGUGAUUCACCUGGCCAUUUGGUCCUGUGCUUCGUAGAUCUGUGUAUGACAUGGGUACCUAUAGCUAGAUGGCUAAAUGGUCCCCAUUUAAGAGAUUGACUAUAUAUCUUUUUGUAUGCAUGACUAACCAUUUGUGGGUGUACACUGAAGCUUUUUCUGGAAUUAAUUUAUUUUUCUAUUCUAAGCACAGUGUUGUAAGAAAUAUCCUAAACACCUAAAACAUUUGGUCCCUAAAUUCUUUCCUCAGGAAAAAUGGGAAGAAGUAAGCUCCCUAGGCCAAACAGUGUGCAAACAGUGAAGAUAGAGAAUUCCACAACAGCCAAGCACACUUAGUUAUGCGUCCAUAGUUACUCCAGACUUUGUCUGCUUUUUGUCUUUUGUUUUAAAAAUGUCUUUGUCAUUCAAUAGAUAAAAUGACAUUUUUUUAACUGUCUUUCUUUGAAUCCUGCUGAGAUUAAAAAUAAAUAGCAUCUUUGUUUCUAAUUAAACAUUCCAAAUGAU